GUGAAUCAUUCAUCCUGCUCCUUCUGCAGACACACACCAGGCCGCGUAGAGUCAUGAACUCCAACCUGACAAGUGUCCAGCAGAGGGCGCUGUGCAGUGAGCUGGAAGGAAGAGUGAAGCUGAAGCUGCUCUUUAAAGCUUCCAUCCACGGCUUCACUGGAGCAGCGUUCCAUCAGCGCUGUGACGCCCGAGGACCCUCCAUCUCUGUGGGAUACAACAGCUCCGGACACGUGUUCGGAGGGUACACCAGCGCCCCCUUCAGUCAGACUGGUCAAUAUGUCAACGACCAGAAGGCGUUUCUCUUUACCUUUAAAGGAGAUGCUCUGCUCAAAUAUCCCACCACCUACAGUAACUAUGCUGUCAAAAUGGUCGGUAACUCAGGGCCAUAUUUUGGAAAAAGUUUGAUUCUGAUGAAUGGAGGCGCUGCUGUUCACAGUAAUCCAGGACAAUACUACACGGCCUUCACUCCUGAUGAAAUGCACGGCAACGACCUUCAGCUGAUCGAGUGUGAGGUGUACCAGGUGGAAGGUAACUCCUCCAGUUAUACAGUGUCUAUCUUAAUAUAUUAUAAAUAA
Molecule: messenger RNA, 575 nt
Organism: Periophthalmus magnuspinnatus
Lineage: Eukaryota; Metazoa; Chordata; Actinopteri; Gobiiformes; Gobiidae
Product: MTOR-associated protein MEAK7-like
Exons: 2
Coding region: 54-575 (173 amino acids)
Biological process (GO): response to oxidative stress
Cellular component (GO): nucleus
Source: RefSeq, a predicted model, not a curated record